This is a messenger RNA of Punica granatum (pomegranate), 1069 nucleotides long. The record is from RefSeq and is a predicted model, not a curated record. NCBI's taxonomy places the organism in Eukaryota, Viridiplantae, Streptophyta, Magnoliopsida, Myrtales, Lythraceae.
UGUAAGAAAGCGGGAAUGGGAUAAUUUCUGCCUUAAGAUUAAGGUUAUAGAACCCUCUCCUCCCAAGAAAGUUCUUAACGUGUUCUUCGGUUUAUAUUUGAUUCUUCUUCAGUUCAUUUUCUUCUUCAUCCUAAUCCCAAUUUCUCUCCUCCGACGAUGGCGAGCGAAUGCGGAUCAUCGGAUGUCGAUACAUCUUGUCAAAACCAUCCGUCCCAGUGGCUCCUUGUUACCUUAUCGGAAUUUGAGGGUAAAAUGAAGGCCAUCAAGUCACUGUUAGGGCCUACAAGUUCUGAGGUUAAGCCCAGAAGGCAAGAGGAAAUCCUUAAAGUCCUCGAAGACCUGAAGAGAUGGUUCUCCUCUUUAGCAGAGAGCCAUGAUCAACUGAGGUCCAAUCCCAAGGAAGAAGUCACUUUGGGAAGAUGUGAUGAUCCUCGAAUGAUGGAAAGCUCGGGAUCCAUGAUCGAAGACCCCGAGAUCUCUGACCCCAUUCUCGAGAAGAAGUUCAUGCAGAACGGCCUUGAUGAGAAACCUGCCAACAAAGUCCCGCAAGACAUGAUCAUCAGUUCUACUUUACGGGAGUUUAGGAUCAUUGGCCGGUUUGAGCGGGAGAAGAGCGAAGCACAGUCUAAGUUCGAGGUGAUAAGGCUGAUAGAGGAGAACCUCCGCGAGCAAGCAGAGCUGGUGAGGAGGAACGAGGAGAAGCGGGGGAUCAUCCGACGGCUCCAGUCGGAGAUAAAAGGCCUGAGGGCCGAGAUGAGGACACUCCAAGAAUGCCUGGCAUGCCGGAAAAUCAACCCCGUGAGAAUUAACAGCGGCAGUACCAAGAGUAGCCUGUUCAAGAUCUCCAGAUUGGGAGUCAUGGGAAGAAUCUUUGGGAGGAGCUUGUCCCAAACUACUUCGUAACGUUGCUCUGCUGGUGUUGCACAUCGAUGAUAUGUUCCUAAUGACAACUUUCGAUCGAAUAAGAAUCUGACCUUGAUUUUUCUCCUAGUUCUUCCAAUAUUACCGAUGUCCUAAAUGUUUUCUGUCUAGUUAAAACAGAGAACACGCAAAAUCAUAUAGAGCAAGA